Messenger RNA from Culex pipiens pallens (northern house mosquito), 4815 nucleotides. RefSeq lists its product as uncharacterized. Gene Ontology annotation, biological process: positive regulation of protein phosphorylation; fibroblast growth factor receptor signaling pathway; regulation of cell migration. Gene Ontology annotation, molecular function: growth factor activity; fibroblast growth factor receptor binding. Gene Ontology annotation, cellular component: cytoplasm. The coding region runs from base 1831 to 4347 and encodes 838 amino acids. The transcript is spliced from 5 exons. Lineage: Eukaryota; Metazoa; Arthropoda; Insecta; Diptera; Culicidae. The record is from RefSeq and is a predicted model, not a curated record.
GCCGGUUUAGUCUUCGCUUGGCAGCAGCACGCGUGACAACGAUUUCUCUCGCGGGUGACGGGUUUUGUCCCGGUUUCGGUACGCGACUUUUCGACUUGGAGCCGGUGAGGUACCUUCUGGAAGGAACUGCGAGUGUGUUCCGGAAGAUCCUUUGAAUUCUUCCGAGGGGAAGAACUUGGGAGUUUUUUUUAUUGGAGUUUUUUUGGGGAGCAGGAAGAACAGUCGGAAGUGAGAUUGUGGAAGUUGUGUUACGUCCUCCGGUUCUCUGCGGGAUCGAAUCGAAAGGGACUGGAUCGUGAACUUCAGUGUUGGUGAUCGGUUUUAGAGCUGGAUAGCUCUCUUGUCUGACGAGGUUCUUGCGGGGACCUGCCGACUCUGAAAAUCGAGUUCAAUUUGUUAUGUAAAUCAGUGGCAGCGCGCGGGUCGGAUGCUCUCUCCGAGGGUCUCGUCGUCGCGCAAGAUCACACUUUUACUUUGAGAGCUCUCAUUAAAAACCGAUUGGAUAUUUUGAGAAAUUAGUGUCGGACGGCUCGCAGAGCGCGCAGAAAUCCGCCGUACGGUUAUUUUAAUUCUUCCUUUUUGUCCACACGGUGGUCGGUCGAACGACUUGGUCGCCUUGGUCGACUCGCGUGAAGUUCAAGUGACAAGUGAAGGUAACCACGGGAAAGAAUUUGCCAGAAAAGAUGUGGCAAUUAGUGGUCCACCGUGGUCCGGAGAUCCUACCGUCCGUACGAUCGUCCCUUAGAACGUCCUCCUGAGAAGAAACGCCCGAAAAGGUCGAGCGUUAUCAGCGUUAGAGCAAGUGACAGUUCUGCGUGCGCGCGCGCGUUGCAACCGGGACGGAAGAAUAACCGCAAGAAGAGAGCGCGUUUCGCGUGCGCUCCGCAAUACACGAUCGUGCGUUAUCAGAUUUAAUUAGAAGGAAGAAGGGGUGAGCGAGCAAACAACACAACAACUCAAGGAAGAAAACGAGAGAAAGAGAGCCCACUGGAAGAUGCGUUGCGACGCAACGUCGCAAACAGUGUGCGAGUAAGUGUGUGAAUAAUUGUGCAAAAUAAAUUAGCGAAAAGUGAGGUUAAUGUGCAGAGCGCGAAAAAAGUCACAACCACUAGCGAAUACAUUGUUGCAAAGCGUCUAGUAGAUAAGGGGUUAAAACAGAGAGAGAGGGAGAGCACAAGCAAGUGAGUUAUCAGCUGGUGACCGGCAUAUUGUCGUAACGGCCACCUUUUGGCGCGUCAAACAGAAGCUCACAGGAAGAGCGGAGCGCAAGCCAAGUGUGAGUAAAGUGUGUGUGAUCGCGGCAGAGAUUGAGUGAAAAGUGAAACAUCACAAGUGAAACAAAAAAAAAUCACAACGGGUGUUCCCGGGGACGCCGGCUGAUAAAGGACAGUGCAGUGUUUUGGGAAAUGCGCCCGCGGUGAGGGGACGAAUCGAUUACCUGAUGUGAAGAAAAGUGUUUGACAACGCAGAACAACCGUCGAUCUCUCGAAAACCUUGGAAGAACACCCCUCGAAUCAAUCGCCCCAAACCUCGAAGAAUGUUGCCAUCCCGUUGCCCCGGUGUCAACGGGACCGAGUGCCUCUACUGUAGUGCGUUUUGGCGGGAAAGUGGCUAAGCCGAAGACCUGGAGCGCGAGCCCAGGACAAUGGGUGGCCAACGGCGCGGGACGUUCCUAUCGUUCUACCGGAAGCGCGAAAAUCAGGUACAUCUGGAUCAGCAUCCGAUGAUCACCUGAAGAAGCAGCAGUGAGAAGUGUGAAACCCCCCCACUCGUACUAGUGAAGAUUAUACAGAAAGUGAGAGAGAGUCAGUGUGAGAGUUUUGUGAGUUAAUGCUCAGCGGAAGACUUCGACGGAGGGCCCUGGCCCUGCUGGGAGCCCUCCUGCUGGUGAUACUGAUCUGGCCACCGUGCUGUGCGACGAUGCCGAAGCCACUGCCGGCGGUGCUGCCACCAGUGCCCCAGAUCGACCUGGAGCCGAUCCCGGCGGUGGCCAUCGUCGUCCAGAACCAGCACCAGAACAACAAGAGUCGCAAAGUGAGCGACCUGAGUCGCUUCAUGAACGUGCUGCUGAUGAGGCCGGUUGACAGCGGAGAAAGUGGUCCACGCGCCGAGUCUACGCACGACGACGACAGUCAACGAACGCUAAAUUUACCCCGUCGCGAAAAUAGCUCCGCCGGCUAUCCAAUUGAGUCGUCGAUCGAUAAAAAUAAAUCAAAUGAACAACAAACCGCGACAGCGGUGACCAAGCGGUUAGAUAACGCCGUAACCACCUUCGGUGGUAGUGACCCCGCGGUAGAAUCUGGGUCGACUUAUCAGCCGACGAUAACCAACAUCUUCAGCAUUCUGUCCCAAAGAGCGUCAGCAACAGCUACUACUACACCUAGCAGCGGCGUAGAUCUUCAGGUCAAUGACCACAACGACGGCGUCGUCGUCACUGCCGUCAAUCAAUCAGUAUUCAAUCCCACGUCCAAACCCCCAACCUCCUCCUCCACCACCCCCCGCCGACACCAUCCCUUCUUCCCGGUCCUCUCGAGGGCGGAACGCAGUGCCGACGGGCAGCAUCACCAGCACCGCCACCAGCAUCACUAUCAGACCGGUGAGGGAACGCUGGCCGCCACCGGCGGCCGAAGACUUCGCCACCAAAAUCACCGAAAUGGGACGACCCCAAUGACUGGGGGUCCCGAUGCUGGCGGUAGCGACACCUCGAAUCUAGAACGCAACGAGCGGUCCGCGAAUCUGUCGCACAUUACCGGUGCGAACCGCAAGAUCCAGCUGUACAUCAAGAACCGGUACCUGCAGCUGCUGGCCGAUGGCACCGUCAACGGGACGCACGAUGAUCAGAGCGAGUUCACGAUCCUCCAGCGGACGACCGUGGCCGCCGGUCAGAUCCGGAUCCAGGGCGUCGCGACCUGUUUGUUUCUGUGCAUGGACACCUGCGGGACGGUUUACGGUUCGCGCGACUUCACCGACGACUGCGUGUUCAACGAGCAGAUGGAGCAGCACCACUACAACACGUACAGCUCAACGCGCCACUCGAACGCACGGCGGACGCUCUACCUCGCGCUCAACAAAACCGGCCAACCCCGCAAGAUCCAGAUCCCGGUGAACCGCACGCUGGGCAAGCUUGCAACGUACACGAAGGCCCUCACGCAGACGGUUGCCCACGACCGGGUCGAACGGUUGAUAUCGCGGCUGUUCGGAGCGAACCACGUGCGGCACGGGUUGAAGCAACUUUGUGAGACGGGCGUUCUGCCGGAGGUGGAGAUGCGGACGAGGCCGGCCUGUGGCGGCGGCCAGGGUGUGGCCAAACCUGCUGGGGUUAACAAGAGCCCAGCGGCGGCGGCCGCAGGUGGUGCCAACAAGGACAAGGACAGCAAAGACACGCUGCGCAAGAAGAAGAAGAAACGACGGAAAUGCCGCGAGGACGAAACGCCCGGCGAGCACUGCUUCCGGCCGGCGGCGACGAGUAGUAGUGGUAGUAGUAGCGGUAGUAGUUUAGUAGGUACAAAUAGUAAUAGGCGGAGGGUGGCGACGCCCCCAGGGCAAGCCAAGAGUCAGCAGCUGAGGUGUGGCGGUGACGAGGGCGAGUGUGUUGAUAGUCCUAGCAGUAGUAGUCCCAACAACAGUGCAAAUAGUGUAAGUAGUAGCAAUAGUAAUCGAGCCAGCACAACAGUACCAAAUGACGGCGGCGGCCCCAAGAAGAAGGUCGCGAAGAAGGUCAACAACCGGAACGCUCCUCCGAAUGUAAAUAGUAAGAAACCUAAGGGAGGAGGUGGCGGACCGGGUGGACCCGGCGGGGGAGGUCCCAAGAAAGCCAAACAGCAAACUAGUAUUAGUAGUAGCACAGUGCCAUUAGCCGCGAAGGGGAAAGUGAAAGCCAUGACCUCUCCUAGGACGACCCCGCGAACGACGACCGCGCGGUCAACAACUACGACCACCCCAAGUCCUACCCCGUCCUCGUCCACAACCCCGUUCAACCUGGACGACACGUCCCAGUCCGAGGACGAGGAGCUGGCCGCGCUAGAUAUGGACGAGCUGGCCGCCCUCCAUCAGCUCUCCUCGGCGGAGAUCAUCGAGGAGGACGAACUCGACGAAGGACCCACCCACCCAAACCCGUCCGCUUCGCCCUGGCACGAACCCGCCCAGUCCAGCUUAUUAUCCCUGACCGCACCCCUCAACGUUACCGAGUACCACCCUAGUGCCAACGCCACUAGCAGCAGCAUUUCCGCCAUCGUCGUUGAGCAUCAGUCCCGGCUUUUCCUGUCGUUUAGUCUCCUUAGCCUUAGCUCACUGCUGGUCGCGUCGGGCGCGUCCCUAACCGGCGUAACGCGUCUGCUAUAUCUAUGAUCCGCACCCACCUCUCCAAAACUCCCCCACCAGCACAACAAGCAUCCGAAAAUUAGGCUUCGUACCCUAGUUCAUCACAUGUUUUGGCUUUAAAAACAAACAAAAACAUACACUGAAAGAAAAAUACACACACGGAAAUUUUAUAGACUGAUUAUUUUUAAAAGGAUACAACGUUUAGAGAUUCAAGGACUUUUCGGCAAUACAAAAUAAACAAGGAAUGAAAAUCGCAGAAAUCGGAAAUCUUAACGCUAUUUACACAAGUUUUUAGAAAAUUUGUUAGGCAGCUUACUAUUUAUAUCGAGUUUAAGUAAACAGUCACUCACUACACUAAUCUACAAAAAACCAAACAUUGACCAGUGAAGCCAGGUUAGAUAUUUAUGUAUGAAUAUGAGUCACGAAACACUUGAAGAUUUCGCAGAAAAAAAAAAAACAAAAAUAACGGUUUAGGACUGCGGUUUAUAAAUGAUG